This is a messenger RNA of Penicilliopsis zonata CBS 506.65, 378 nucleotides long. RefSeq lists its product as hypothetical. Gene Ontology annotation, cellular component: mediator complex; core mediator complex. The record is from RefSeq and is a predicted model, not a curated record. The annotation marks the transcript as partial. NCBI's taxonomy places the organism in Eukaryota, Fungi, Ascomycota, Eurotiomycetes, Eurotiales, Aspergillaceae. The transcript has a single exon. Gene Ontology annotation, biological process: regulation of transcription by RNA polymerase II. Gene Ontology annotation, molecular function: transcription coregulator activity.
CCUGCUGAUCCAAACCAGCAGCCUCCGUCUGCGAACCUCGCGAAUCCACGCUUCACUCUCGAGCUCGAGUUUGUCUCCUCCCUCGCGAACCCUUAUUACCUGUCACAUCUCGCAGUCAACUAUCCCGGCCUGCUUGGGAUUUCCACGUCUACAGACGACGAAGACACAGACUCCACUCUCUCUGCAGACGCACAGGCAUUCGCGGCCUACCUUGCCUACCUCUACUCGUACUGGAAGACGCCCGAAUACUCGCAGUUCCUCACGCAUCCCGGGGCAACACUACGUGCCCUCAAGUUGCUUCAGCAGGAAACCUUCCGUCGCGAUAUUAUCCGCCCGCAGGUGAUCGAGGCGCUCGCGGGGACUGGUAUUCCCGAUGAG